Gamsiella multidivaricata is the source of this 497-nucleotide messenger RNA. RefSeq lists its product as uncharacterized. The transcript is spliced from 3 exons. The record is from RefSeq and is a predicted model, not a curated record. Bases 53 to 400 code for a protein of 115 amino acids. NCBI's taxonomy places the organism in Eukaryota, Fungi, Mortierellomycota, Mortierellomycetes, Mortierellales, Mortierellaceae.
CAAGGAUGGGCGUGAAUAUAAAGUAGAAGUCUUGGGAAAGAGAGUGACAGAAAUGGAUACGGAUGUCUAUGUCCAUUACGAGGGCACGGACAAACGGCUGGACGAAUGGGUUGACAUGAAACGACUUAUGCCGCUGAAGAUACCAUUACCCGCAGAGGGGACAUUACCAGAGGAUGCAGCAUCAGGAUCGGAUUUCACAGUGACCAACAGCGAUGGAAGCCAGGGAUCAUCAGUGUUACUGCCAGAUGUCGCAGGGGAGGGUUCACGGCCGAAACGGAAGUUUAUCAAGGAUGAGGUCCAAUUGCUGAUGGAGUCGCUCAAAACACCCUCGCGCAAGGUAUAUAUACUCAGAGCUGAUCUGGAGUUGUUGUUUUUUUGUCCGAAAGUACAUGUAAGCUGACUCGCCAUAUGAGAUACAUACACAAACAUUGGGGAACACAUAGAAAUCAGGCGAGAUCAGCCAGGACAGUACAACUCGGAGUAGCAACAGCUCGGCC